AUGGAGUCAGCAUACGCGGAAGCGGCCUGCCUCCUCAUUGAGGCCGGCGCGGAUCGCACUCGCGAGAACCUCGAUGGCGAAAUGCCGGAAGAUCUCGAAGGUGUGGGCGGACAGGAACAGAGACGGGCAAAGGACUAUGUCAUUGAGCGCUGCGGGAAGCGGUCAUAA
This is a messenger RNA of Fomitopsis serialis, 168 nucleotides long. RefSeq lists its product as uncharacterized. The transcript is spliced from 2 exons. NCBI's taxonomy places the organism in Eukaryota, Fungi, Basidiomycota, Agaricomycetes, Polyporales, Fomitopsidaceae. The record is from RefSeq and is a predicted model, not a curated record. Bases 1 to 168 code for a protein of 55 amino acids.